Messenger RNA from Lactuca saligna, 2475 nucleotides. The record is from the annotation of a GenBank genome assembly. Lineage: Eukaryota; Viridiplantae; Streptophyta; Magnoliopsida; Asterales; Asteraceae.
AUAAGACCUACAAAAUAGAGUUUUCCCGCUCAUUUUAUUCAUCUAUAUUUACGUAAAUGCCAUACAAUCCAAAUUCAAUAAUUCCGGAAAAAUCUGCAAACAAAUAUGUUAAUCAAUCUUCAGAUUCGAAAAACACGCAUUAAUUUUGAAAGUUUGUUUAUUUUGAUUGCAAAUUAAAUCCCUAAAAAUCUGCAAUAUUAUUCUUUUUCAAACGUAAUCUUCUUAAUUCUUAUUCUUAUUUAUUCAAACGUAAAUAGCAUUCAUACGAUUAUUUUCUUUUUACCAUUCUGCUCCAGACGAAUUCUGCUCCAUAGUAAUAUUUGCAAACGUAUUCUUCUUCAUUCUUCUUGAUUCUGCAACGCUUCAAAAAUUAUAAUAUCAGGUUAGUGUAUUAAAAUAUCAGCAUUACUAAUAUUUCUAACCUCUUAAUUGUCUGAUUUAACAGUUUCUAUCAUUUUUCAUUUUAUUAGUAAUGUUCUUCUUCUUCCUUUUGCUAAUUCUUCUUAAUCAUGUUCUUCUUCUACCUUUUCAGUUUAAAAGACGAAAUUAGUAAUAAAAAUGAGAACUUUAUUUUCUUUAAAAAAAACUGUUCUUCAAAGCUUUAACUAUUACAAUAUGUUUUUUUUGUUUUGCUGUUUCAUUUACUUUGAUUUGCUGUUAAUUUAAAAGGUUGCUAAUUUUCCUUACAAUUCUAUAAUGAUUAAAUUUAUUGCAGAAAAUGGAAUUCAUAUGCGAACCCAACUGAUUGAUGUUCCAAUCAUUUUUUUUUUAGUUCAUUCGCAUUUGAGUUGUUUGUCUCACCAAAUACGAAAUGAAUAUUAACCAUAAUCACCUUCGCAUCUUUAACCCCAAUCCAUACAACCUCAUAUGCGAAACCCAAUUUUGAUUUGUAUUACCAAAUGCGAACAUUUUUGCUUUUACACGUGAACUGCAUUUGACUCCAAUAUGCGAACAUCUUUAACCCCAAUCCAUACAACCUCAAAGCUUUAACUAUUACAAUAUGUUUUUUUUUGUUUUGCUGUUUCAUUUACUUUGAUUUGCUGUUAAUUUAAAAGGUUGCUAAUUUUCCUUACAAUUCUAUAAUGAUUAAAUUUAUUACAGAAAAUGGAAAUAGGAAAUAAGGUUUACCUAAAUAACAUUGACCAGAUAGAUGAAAAAUCGCAUAUCAAGGUUCGGGUGCUUAAAAUUUGGAACUUUGUCAGAAAUAAUAAAGUUUCUUCCAUUGAAAUGAUCAUCAUGGAUGAGGAGGGUACACAAUACCAAGCUCGUGUCUUCAAUCAGAAUUUCUCCAGAUUUCGUCAUCUUUUAAAGGAAGAUGAAAGUCCGGUCAAUGGAUUUAUGUUUGUUGACUUUAAUUCUAUCAUAGAACAAACAUGCCCAAAAGACACAUUCUUUGAUGUUAUUGGACAUAUCGUGUCAUUUAGGCCUCUUGAAACUUCAAAUCCAGUACCAUCCAAGCAUUAUAUAAAAGUCACUCUUAGCAACCUAGAUUCUGUACAUCUGAAGGUUACUAUUUUUGGAAGUCAAGCAUAUCAAAUUUCAGAAUACCUAAAAAAUAACCCGACUGUUAAUUUUGUUGUUAUCGUGAUGCAGUUUUUGAAGCUAAACAUUUGGAAUGGUCUUGGUGAAGCUAAAAGUCAUUUUGAAGUAACGAAAUUGUUCAUAAAUUCUGACAUUUAUGAAAUAAAUGAGUUUAAAAAUAAGUUGAAAUGUCAUGACAAUUUCGGUAUAACUGAAAAAAGCAUAACUACACUUCAAAGCUACUCUUCUUCAUAUACAGAUGACUUUAAGGGCAAUUUUCCAUUAAAAACAAUCUGUGAGAUCACCGAACCAAUUAAGGAAAUGAAGUUUUUAUUAGUUGCUUCCAUUGUUAAUAUAAGGCAGAAUCUACCAUGGUAUAUAAUUCCAAUUAACGUACAAGAUUGUACUGGAACCAUUGGAUUGACUCUUUUUGAUAGGGAAGCAAGGAGGUUGUUAAAUAUAAGUGCCUACGAGUUGAAAAAGAUACAUGAUGCGGCCGGAGACAGUGAUGCCCUAUUUCCAAUGCAACUUAAUGUGUUGAAAAACCGCAAGUUUGGUUUUGUUGUAGAUAUUACAGAAUACAAUGUCAACAACUAUAAUAACAUCUACACAGUUCUCAGAGUUACAGAAGAUAUGUCCAUUGUUUGUGAAUUGGAAAGUAAAAUAGAACUUAUGAGUAAUCAAUCUGUCUCCUUAAAUCAAGUUGCUUUGGAAUCCGAUGAUGUUGUACAGCCUGUUCAAAAGGAUGUGAUGUCACAAACAGACGAAAGUUUUACACCCUCAACAGUUGAUAAGUCAACCGCAACAAGUCCUUGCAAAAUAUCAGGUGAUUUGAAGCGCAACCUCCAAGAAAUUUAUGAUGUUGAUUCUGGAUAUGAUUUAAGUUCAACUAAGGCUAAAAGAAAGUCAACCGCAGAGGAAACUCCACUCUUGAUUCCAAAAAUUGAAAAGUGA